GUGAAAGAGGGAGAGAGGUGGUAGAGGUAUUGAAAAAAAAAAAGACUUCGCUUGUCUCAAACAAAUGAAGAGAGAGAGAGAGAAACGGAGGGAGAGCGGGAGAUUUUCAAUACUCUUGGUCGCAGACUUUUAGUCACUUACAGAACAGACAGGGGAGGGUAUCGCGUAAAUUCUGUGUCGCGCGCGAUUUCUUAUUGUGUUUCCAUUGUAUGUCCAAUUGUUCUUCUCAGCCGCGUCUGCUGCUGUGGUGAAUUGCGCUUUUUUUUUUUUUUUAGUAAUUAUAUUUCUAGUGCCGUUAUACAUAUAUAAAAAGAGAUUUGUGUUUUCUUGGUAAUCUAUUUCGCUUAUUACGGGCUAACUUUGCUAGUCCUUUUGGAAUGUAUUCUUUCUGAGACGUCGUUACAUUUUGUGUACUCAUUCUAAAAUGGCGGAUUACUUGUUGAAAUAAAUUGCAUUAAUGAUCUCAUCUUCAAAACUGAUUUAUCCAGGUCAUUUCCUUUAUUGACAAAAAAAAAGAGUUCAUAGUUUCUAUACUUUAUUAAUGAAGGCGGUAUUUGACAAGGAGGCAACUGUAAGUCCCUUUAAUCACAGAACAUUAGGAAGAAGAAAUAUAUUUGACAUGUGUACGAAGAAAAAGAAUUUGGUUCUACCCGCAAAAAAAUCUGGAUACUUCAAAGAAGAAGAAUAUUAACAAAAAAAUGACAGUAUGUCAAUGUAUACACACUUGUGUGACUUGAAUUCCGUAAGAUCAAUAUUAUCCCAUAAACAUGGUCUACAGUGGAUUGAAAUUUUCUAUACUUUUCAACGUGAUUUUCAUUGUCUGGUUCAGUCCGUUGGAUUCUAUGGUUUGCAAUCUUCUUUGCGGAUAUAAAGAAGCGCACGGCUCGGAGACUAAGGUGGAUAUGUCAAGGACGUACUCGGCCAGGCCUGGUCAGAAUGUGUGUCACGUGGUCGUCCUGAUUCCUUUCAAUAACGUCUCCGAGCUCAGCUGCCAGACUCUAAUCCCGACCCUUAAAAUCGCGGAAGAGAGCCUGAGCAGGCGGAGGAUCUCCGAGUCAUUCAGCCUGUGCUUCCAUCUGGCGGACACCAAGUGCGACGAGCAGGCCGGCCCCAUCGAAGCGUUCAACUACUACAGACUACGAACGGUCCAUGUCUUCCUGGGGCCGCUCUGCGACAUGAUCAUUGCUCCGAUCGCCCGGUAUUCCUCGUCCUGGGGGAUACCAGUUGUGUCUCCCGGAGGGCUGAGCCAUUCGUUUCACGACAAGGAGAAAAAUAAUUUUCAUAGCUUGAUCCGGCUGUCGGCAAACUACGACACAGCGGCCAAGUUUCUAAUGAUGGUGCUGGGCAGGUUUGGAUACAAGAGAAUGGCUCUGUUUUACACUAUGGAGAGCUAUGGAAUCCAAAAAAUGUACCUGCUGUCUAGCGCUAUAGCUGAAGAAAGCAAACGCCAAGUGAAUGUUACUCAGGACCAAAACCAGUACAUCCAUAUUCAGAACGUCUCGCAGUACCUAAUCAAAGUCAUGUGCGCUGGUGAGUACCUGUAUAUUUACUUCACACACACAUACAUACACACUCUCAAACACAUACACACAGAGUGCAUCCUCCAUUUUUCACAAUCUGGUGUCGACAGCUUUCUAAAGUUCACUUCUUCAAAUUGUGGUCGUUGGGCUUGUCAACCGCGUCCAUAGAAACAGAUGCCUUCAAAGAUGGCAAGGUCUUAAAAGGGUACUUUUACUUUUUACCUUCUCUCUAAGUCUACACACAAAAUAGCGGUACACAGAACAUGAUUAGGACUUUCUCUUCUGUAUCCUAGAUCAAACUACUAGACCGGGCCGGACUUUGGGUAAUUGGAGGCGAGAGAAUUUGGUGGCCCUAAAUUUAAAAAAUAAAAAAAAAAUAAAAAAAACAGCGAAAAAAUCAAAUUACGCUAUUUAUUAAAAACCUGACUUUAUUUUAUAUCUACAUUGAGAAAUAACAGAAAUUCAUCUAUCGCGAUUUCCGUACUAGAGACAUAGCUAGGCUAGUAAACAUAGAGUCAUAGUGUUAUACUAUGUUUAAGAUAUGAUCAAAGUUUCGCAAUUUUUUUCUCCAAAUUUUUUUUAGUCCUGUGCAAG
Molecule: messenger RNA, 2114 nt
Organism: Biomphalaria glabrata
Lineage: Eukaryota; Metazoa; Mollusca; Gastropoda; Planorbidae
Product: atrial natriuretic peptide receptor 3-like
Exons: 2
Coding region: 768-1688 (306 amino acids)
Molecular function (GO): peptide hormone binding; signaling receptor activity
Source: RefSeq, a predicted model, not a curated record